AUGUCCUUCUUAAUGGGACUUGAUGAUUCUUUCUCUCAAGUUCGCGGUCAGUUGCUUCUCAUGGAUUUGAUGCCUCCUAUCAAUCGUGUUUUCUCUCUGAUUGUUCAAGAGGAACAACAAAGGAGGACUAAUCCUUCCUCUGAUUCAAGCAAUUCUACUGGCACAAUGGCCUUUGCUGCUAAAACAGAUGUUGCUAAGUUUGGUGGAUCUAGUUCUCAAAAUUCUCAGAAUUCUAAUUCCAAUGCUUCCAAGAAUCAGAAAAGAGAUAGGCCUUAUUGCACGCAUUGCAAGAUUCUUGGACAUACUGUGGAUCAUUGCUACAAGAUCCAUGGAUAUCCUCUUGGAUAUAAAUUCAGAUCCAACAACAAUUCUAAUGCCGCUGCUUAUCAAGUUUCUACUUCUGAUCAUAGAUCAGAUCAAUCUAAUUCUUUUGGAGGUUUUGUUCAGAAUCUGAACUCCAAUCAAUAUCAGCAGCUAAUGUCCAUGCUUUCUACACAUUUGAGUAGCUCAGCAAAGGUCACCAAUGCUCUUGAUCCUUCUCAAACCAACUGUCUCACAGGUAUUUGCUUCUCUGUGUCUUUGAGUCCUUUGUUUUCAUCCAAUCAGUUCUGGAUUGUAGACUUAGGAGCUACUCAACAUAUUUGUUCACAAGCCAGCGCCUUUGUUUCCUUGCAUUCUAUUCAUCACACAACAAUUACUUUGCUAAACCAUUCUCAGAUUUUGGUCCAUUUUGCUGGUGAUGUUAAACUGCAUUCUGACCUUGUGCUUAAGGAUGUAUUAUAUGUUCCUCAAUUCAAAUUCAACUUGAUCUCAGUCAAUGCUUUAGUAACUAGAUUUGGCCUUACAUGUUUGAAUUCUAUUUCCAAUGCUUUUGUCAAUAAUGUUUCUGCUCAUAUUUGGCAUAAUAAGCUAGGACAUAUUUCUUUUAAGAGACUUGAUUCUUUGAAAGAUAAGUUGAAAUGUGAUGUAACUAGAUUACAUAAGUCGGAUCCUUGUUAUAUUUGUCCUCUUGCUAAGCAAAGAAGGUUGGCUUUUGAAUCCAAUAAUCAUUUGUCCAAAUUUCCUUUUGAUCUUGUGCACUGGGAUAUUUGGGGGCCAUAUCAAAUUGUUUCUUAUACUGGUCAUCGCUUUUUCUUGACUCUUGCUGAUGAUUGCACUCGUUUCACUUGGGUUUAUUUGUUGAGGAAUAAAUCUGAUGUUGUCUUUGUGAUACCGAAGUUUUUCAACAUGGUUUCAACUCAGUUUAAGCCAAAAUCAAAGUAUUUCAAUCUAAUAAUGCACCUGAGUUAUCUUUUACUGAGUUUUUUCAAGAUAAGGGAGUUUUGCAUCGCAUUUGUUUCCACCUUAGCUGCUCAUCGAACCAAGUUCCAACCUCGUGCUCGAGUUUGUACUUUCCUUGGUUAUCCGCCUGGUAUGAAAGGUUAUAAGUUCUAUGAUGUGGAGACCAAACAAGUUUUUCUUUCCCGAGAUGCUGUGUUUCAUGAGGAAGUGUUUCCUUUUCAUGCUAUUACUAGUUUAGAUCAAGUUACUGAUCCGUUUCCAGAUUUGGUUCUGCCACAUUCUUCAUUACAAGCUCAUUUUAUUCCAGAUCUUGCUUCUUCACAUGUUCAUGAUCCAUUUGUUCCCUCUGGUGUUGCUUCUACUUCAGCAGCUAAUAUUCCAGUAGAUGAUAUUCUAGCAAAUGCUCCUUCUCCUUCUCCAUAUGGUGGUGUUAUUCUUCGCAAAUCUACCAGGAUGAUUCAUCAACCUCAUUACUUGAAGGAUUACCAUUGCAAUUUACUUGCUGAAUCUUCUACUCAUGCUUCCACUUUUGCAUCUUAUCCAAUCUCUAACUAUAUCUCUUAUCAUGGCCUUUCUGAUUCACACAGGCAGUUUGUGCUCAGCGUAUCCUCUCAGGUUGAGCCUCAAUACUAUCACUAA
Molecule: messenger RNA, 1920 nt
Organism: Pistacia vera
Lineage: Eukaryota; Viridiplantae; Streptophyta; Magnoliopsida; Sapindales; Anacardiaceae
Exons: 3
Coding region: 1-1920 (639 amino acids)
Molecular function (GO): nucleic acid binding
Source: RefSeq, a predicted model, not a curated record